CCCGCCACCGUUCCACCUCUCACGGCCCCUCCUCGCCCUUCCCCUAUCCAUCUUCCAACCUUUCACUGAUUUGGAGUCAGAUCGCACUUGCCCGAUCAGCCUCCGUCGGUAUUCCUGCUUCCCCCGUGACUUUGUGGAUUUCGAUUUCCUGCGCUCCGAGUUCCGGGAGGAGAGUCGCUUUCCACCAUUUUGAAUGGACCAGUAUGAGAAGGUGGAGAAGAUUGGGGAGGGGACCUAUGGGGUGGUGUACAGGGCUCGGGAUCGUCUCACUAACGAGACGAUUGCUCUGAAGAAGAUUCGGCUGAAGAAUGAAGAAAAGGGGGUUUCAAGUACUGCAAUCAGAGAGAUCUCUCUCCUGAAGGAAAUGCAGCAUAGCAAUGUUGUCAGGUUGCAGGAUGUAGUCCACACUGAGAAAAGAGUUUAUUUAGUAUUUGAGUAUCUUGACUUAGACUUGAAGAAAUUCAUGGACUCUUGCCCAGAAUUUGCUAAAGAUCCACGACUAGUCAAAACUUACUUGUAUCAGAUACUUCGUGGCAUUUCCUAUUGUCAUUCCCAUAGGGUGCUUCAUCGAGAUCUAAAACCGCAAAAUCUCUUGAUUGAUCGAAGAACAAAUGUAUUGAAGCUUGCAGACUUUGGGCUGGCUAGAGCUUUUGGCAUUCCUGUUCGGACGCUCACACAUGAGGUUGUGACGCUCUGGUAUAGAGCUCCGGAAAUCCUCCUUGGAUCCAGACACUAUUCUACGCCUGUUGAUGUGUGGUCAGUGGGGUGUAUUUUUGCUGAAAUGGUGAAUCAACGACCAUUAUUUCCUGGAGAUUCUGAGAUUGAUGAAUUGUUUAAGAUAUUCAGCAUAUUGGGUACCCCAAAUGAAGGGACAUGGCCAGGAGUUACUUCACUACCCGAUUUCAAGUCUGCUUUCCCCAAGUGGCAGCCUCAGGAUCUGGCAACAGUAGUUCCGAAUCUUGAAGCUCCAGGGAUUGAUCUUCUCUCAAGAAUGCUUAGCUUAGACCCAAGUAAGAGAAUCACAGCUCGACACGCUCUGAAGCACGAGUACUUCAAGGAUCUCACUCUCACUACAUGAGUAAUAUUCACCUGAUACAUAGUAGAUUUUCAGGUAGGUGCUUCAUAAUUCUGCAAUUCCUCUCUACCUAUGCUUCCUGUAAUACCUCUGCCUCAGUCGCCUUCAUGAUC
This is a messenger RNA of Zingiber officinale, 1188 nucleotides long. Its product is annotated as cell division control protein 2 homolog A-like. Lineage: Eukaryota; Viridiplantae; Streptophyta; Magnoliopsida; Zingiberales; Zingiberaceae. The transcript is spliced from 9 exons. Bases 194 to 1078 code for a protein of 294 amino acids. The record is from RefSeq and is a predicted model, not a curated record. Gene Ontology annotation, molecular function: cyclin binding; ATP binding; cyclin-dependent protein serine/threonine kinase activity. Gene Ontology annotation, cellular component: cyclin-dependent protein kinase holoenzyme complex; cytoplasm; nucleus. Gene Ontology annotation, biological process: signal transduction; regulation of G2/M transition of mitotic cell cycle; regulation of meiotic cell cycle.